UGAGUGUUGCGUCAAUUAGCAAAAUCGUGGAAAACUGCUAGUUCCGGUUUGUGGCUUGUGAAUUUUCAUUAAUCCUAAAAUCGAAACAAUGUCUGACGAAGAAGAUUACAGUUCUAGCGACGAUGAGGAUUAUGUACCUUCAGAGGGAGAAGUGGUGAGUGAGGAGGAAAAUUCAGGGGACGAGGAAGAUCUUGAUGCACUUCAUAAGGAGGCAGACACAGAGAAUACAAAAGCAGGAAAAAGGAAACGAAAAACCCAAAAAGAAUUUGCUGCAAGAAAGCGAAAAGGUGGUAUUAAGCUUGAUGGUGAAUCUGAAGACCUAAAAGAAUCUGCAGAUGAAUACAAUAAAGUGUUGACUGAAGAAAUCAAACAGGAACAGGUGGCUAAAAAAGAAGAACAGGAGAAAAAGAAGGCAGAUGACUUAUGGUCAAGUUUUUUGUCAGAUGUAGGAAGCAGACCCAAAUCAAAACCAGCCACUCCAAGUGGAAGUUCUGUUACCACUCCAAGUGGGAGUUCUCUUGCCAGUUUAUCCAAGCCAAUAAAAAGUCCAGAUGUGCCCACUUCCAAAAAAGUGACAAUAACCAAAGAAUUUGACUUUGCAGGAGAGACAGUGAAAAUUACAAAAGAUGUUGAUUUGAACUCAGAAGAAGGGAAAAAAGAAAUGAAAAAAUUGGCAGAGGAGAAGAAAGACCCAGUUAAAAAUCCUGAUACACCCGGUCCAGCAAUGUUUGGAAGAAAAUCAGGGGGAGGACUUGGAAGUAUAUUGAGUAAAAUUGGGAAAAAAGACAAAAUCAGUACUCUGGAUAAAUCCAAACUAGACUGGGAGACAUUUAAGCAGGAGAAAGGAAUCUCUGAGGAACUGCAAAUCCACAACAGAGGAAAGGAAGGAUACAUUGAGAGGUUGAAUUUUCUGAGCAGAGCAGACCAAAGACAAUUUGAAAUUGAGAAAAAUAUACGACUUGGAUUGAAUAGCAAAAGGUGACACAUAUAGUGAUAAAAGUGAUAGAAAAAAAUCAAAAAUCACAAACAAUGAUGAAUACCUAGAAAAGAAGAUAGAAGUUGGACCAUUUUCAGUGACUUUUACUUUACAUACAGCUCAACAGGAUUUGAGCACAGUUUUAUUUUCAUACAUACAUUAAUUUAAAAGCUCCAUCCAUAUGCUUUUGUCAUUGGUUGUAAUUGUUGUUUUUGGAUACAUGUAGAAUUAUGAAAAUAAAAGCAUUUCAUGCCAGGUGCUGUGACCUGCCAUCAUUUUUGAAAUUUUAACUGGAAAGUCAUACAUUUGGUAUAUAUUGUGAAUAAAAUUCAUAUGCUGAA
Messenger RNA from Magallana angulata, 1317 nucleotides. Its product is annotated as craniofacial development protein 1-like. The transcript has 8 exons. NCBI's taxonomy places the organism in Eukaryota, Metazoa, Mollusca, Bivalvia, Ostreida, Ostreidae. The record is from RefSeq and is a predicted model, not a curated record. The coding region runs from base 89 to 982 and encodes 297 amino acids.